GUCUUAAGGAUGAAUUUUACUAAUGGCACAAACUUCAACAGCAUGUCAUUCACUGAAACACAGUUUUGCUAUGAGUCCUUGAGUGGAUCAUGUGAGAAAUUAUUUCGGCCUCUGAGCAUACAGUUUCUCAUGUUCUUGUUCACAGGGAUGGCCGUGAUGGCAACGGUGAGUGGGAACCUUCUGGUCAUCACCUCCAUAGCACACUUUAAGCAGCUGCACACAUCCACAAACUAUCUCAUCCUCUCGCUGGCAGUGUGCGACUUCUUUAUGGGAGCGUUUGUGAUGCCCUGCAUUGCAGUACGCACUGUCCUGGGCUGUUGUUACCUGGGCGACUUCAUGUGCAAAAUACACACCAGCACUGAUCUGAUGCUGAGCAUCUGCUCCAUCUUCCACCUGUCAUUCAUCUCCAUCGACCGGUAUUUUGCCGUGUGUAAUCCACUGAUGUACAGGUCCAUCAUCAGUUCAGUCACCAUCUUCAUUAUGCUCGCUACCAGCUGGGUGUUCCCUGCCAUCUUUGGUUAUACGCUGAUUUUUUCUAAACUGUACAUGAAAGGCUUUAACGAUUCCAUAGUAGCACAGGUGACAUGUCUUGGAAGCUGUGCAUUGGUGUUUAACCGGGAGUCAAACACAAUUAUCACUGCACUUUCAUUUUUCCUUCCAGCUCUGAUUCUGUUGUGCAUUUAUCUUAAAAUCUACACCGUCGCCCGAAAACAGGCUAGGGCCAUUAAACAGCUGACAAAACAGCUUGACACGGAGGGUACAAAUGAGUACAGGGUGUCUAAGCAAGAAAGAAAAGGAGCAAAAACCCUGUCGAUUGUGGUUGGAGUGUUCCUCAUGUGCUGGACCCCAUUUUUCCUGUGUAGCAUCAUUGACCCCUUCAUUGGCUAUGUUGUUCCUCCACUUUUGUAUGAUGUCCUACUUUGGUUUGGUUAUUUCAAUUCAGCGUUUAACCCUGUAGUUUAUGCCUUCUUUUACAGUUGGUUUAGAAAAGCUUUGAAAAUAAUCAUUUAUGGUGAAAUAUUUUAUACUAAUUCUUGUCAGAUGAGGCUGUAUAUGGAAUGA
Molecule: messenger RNA, 1062 nt
Organism: Megalops cyprinoides (Indo-Pacific tarpon)
Lineage: Eukaryota; Metazoa; Chordata; Actinopteri; Elopiformes; Megalopidae
Product: trace amine-associated receptor 1-like
Exons: 1
Coding region: 10-1062 (350 amino acids)
Biological process (GO): G protein-coupled receptor signaling pathway
Cellular component (GO): membrane
Molecular function (GO): trace-amine receptor activity
Source: RefSeq, a predicted model, not a curated record